AUGCACUACAUCCGACUCUUGCGACCACCCAAGGUCAUUCGCCAGGCCGGCCUCCAUCUUGAGCUGGUGCUCACCGUCACUACCGAUCUCGGAGACUCGUUUCUUUACCCAGAUGUGCCGAUUGAUCUGCACAUCGUGGCCGAGAUUCACGGGUCUCCCAACGUAUCGAGGCUGAAACUGACCGAGAAAGGCCAAGUUACGUGGCGGCCUGGCUUGCGAGUGUCGAAGCAAAAGAUUGCGCUCCCCAGACCGGUGCAGGCUGCUCUGGCAUCCGGAGCCAGGGUUGACGUUUGCGUGGCCGCGAGCAGUGACCUAUCCGCAGAGGGCGCCCGUGACAUCCUCUUCCGAUGUGAAAUAGGCGAAGGCAACGGGCAGGUCAUGCCCGUCUGGGCGUCGCUGAGCAGCUCGGACGAAGGCGUGGACGUGUCAACGCGACGAAUCGUGCUAGACGACGUGGGCGCCGGCAAGUAUCUUGUCGAGGUAGAGGAAGAGAUUGGCGAGAGCAUAGCCCGGCACAUCUGGGACGCGGGCGUGGUGGCCAUGUGCUCCGUUGCCGGCGCUUACCUGUGUCCUGGUCUUGACUGCAGCCAACAGUCGCUUCCUAAUGCCAUCAGAACCACCCUUUCCUCCAAGAGCUCCCUGAACAUCCUCGAGCUCGGAUGCGGCGUCGGGAUUCUAGGCAUCGGACUUGCCACGCUGUUUCCUGAACUGCGAAAGGAGGGCCUGGAGAAGUGCACGGUCAUGAUGACAGAUCUGGAAGAGGCCGAGGAGAGAGCCAAGUCAAACAUGCGGCGAAUAGCCAGAAGCGGCGCAUCAAACCACGGCAUCUCGUUGCUGUACGAAAACCUUGAUUGGGAGGAUGGGAGGAAAGGGACGUUUGGUCCGGAAGUCGCCUCCCGCUACUGGGAUCUCGUCAUCAUCAGCGACUGCACCUACAACGUCGAUAUGCUCCCGGCGCUCGUGGAAACUCUGGGUGCUCUGGAGAGCUCAAGCGCAUCGCGGCAGGAGAGCGAUGCAGCUGGGACCGAAGUCUUCCUUGCUACGAAGCCACGGCAUGCAUCGGAGCGCGCCUUCUUUGAUCUCAUGGCAAACGAACGGUGGUCUAUUCAAGAUAGCCAAACACUGAACUUGCCUGUCUUGGGCAGUGAGGAAGAGUCGAUCGAGCUGUAUUUAUUCCAAAGACGGUAG
Molecule: messenger RNA, 1188 nt
Organism: Cordyceps fumosorosea ARSEF 2679
Lineage: Eukaryota; Fungi; Ascomycota; Sordariomycetes; Hypocreales; Cordycipitaceae
Product: UPF0665 family protein c
Exons: 1
Coding region: 1-1188 (395 amino acids)
Source: RefSeq, a predicted model, not a curated record